This is a messenger RNA of Toxotes jaculatrix (banded archerfish), 4200 nucleotides long. RefSeq names its product abraxas 2, BRISC complex subunit (gene abraxas2). The record is from RefSeq and is a predicted model, not a curated record. Gene Ontology annotation, biological process: mitotic spindle assembly; attachment of spindle microtubules to kinetochore; protein K63-linked deubiquitination. The transcript has 9 exons. Lineage: Eukaryota; Metazoa; Chordata; Actinopteri; Toxotidae. Gene Ontology annotation, molecular function: polyubiquitin modification-dependent protein binding; microtubule binding. Bases 55 to 1422 code for a protein of 455 amino acids. Gene Ontology annotation, cellular component: nucleus.
AGGAGCGUGCCUGCAACCGCGGGGGGCAUCGGGAUUGAUAGGGAUGUUUCCAUCAUGGCGGCAUCCAUUUCAGGUUAUACUUUUAGUUCUGUGUGUUAUCACAGCGCCAACAGCAACUCAGAUCAUGAGGGCUUCCUGUUAGGAGAAGUAAGACAAGAAGAGACUGUCAGCAUCAGUGACACACAGAUCAGCAGUGCAGAAUUGCUCCAAGUAGUAGAAAUCCAUAAUCAUGACCCUUGUGCACAGUUGUUUAGCUUUUAUGACUACGCAGGCAAAGUCAGUGAAGAAAGUCUCAACAGCAUUCUUAAAGAUAGGCGGAAAAACGUCAUUGGUUGGUACCGGUUCCGAAGGAACACGCAGCAGCAGAUGUCGUUCAGGGAACAGAUCAUCCACAAACAGCUGACUCAGCUGCUUGGUGUGCCCGACCUCGUCUUCCUUCUUUUCAGCUUCAUCUCCACCGCCAACAGCUCCACGCACGCACUGGAGUAUGUGCUCUUCAGGCCUAACCGCAGUAGGUACAACCAGAGGAUCACCCUCACAAUCCCAAACCUUGGCAAUACAAGCCAGCAGGAAUACAAAGUCUCCUCAGUGCCCAACACCUCACUCAACUACGCUAAGGUCAUCAAAGAGCAUGGGGCUGAAUUCUUUGACAAAGAUGGUGUGAUGAAGGAUAUCCGCACAAUAUUCCAAGUCUACAGUGCACUACAAGAUAAAGUGCAGGCUGUGUGUGGGGAAGUAGAACAAAGUGAACGUGUGAAGGAAAAAAUUCAAGAGGACGUUAACAAACUCAAACAACAAAUUGCUCUCAGGAAACGCAAAACGGCAGAAGAAGAGAGGAGGCUCCGUGAGGCCCAGAAUGCAGAUUCCCAUUCCACUCCAGAGGAGAACACAGAACCUUCUGAGGCUUCACUUCUGUCCAGCAGGAUAACCUUCCACGCACCCUCUGCCCCGGAGCGGCCCAGUACCUCACCUAACCCACCAUCUUAUGCUGACCUCUUGACCCAGGAUGACUCUCUGCCCUCCUCUUCUUCGCCACCUACCAGUGCUGCUCUACUGCCCCGGCCCCAAGCUGUGGGCUCUCCAGGACACCCUACUCCUGGCCCACUGGGGAUAGGCCUGGGCCUUGGCCUCGGGCUGGGCCUUGGCCUUGGCGCCAGCUCCAAUCCUGUUACCACUCCCAGCACCCCAUACCUUGGCAAUGGUGACGGAUCAAGCUCUGACUCAUUAGAUAGACAAGCUGCAGGGCAGGAAGAUGACGAGGAUGACGACGACGACGACGAAGAAGAUGAAGACAGUAGCGAAUAUGAGAACUUAGUGAGCGAAGCCGCUCAUCUGCCAAUGGUCGCUGCCAGUGUUUUAACUCAAGGCCGACCAGCUGCCCUCAGUCCUGAUGGGGACGCUCGUGGCUCACAGACCACAUAGAAACAUGCCACAGGGUGUGGAAGGGACACACAUAAGUGACACACCUUGAGAGGUGGACAUCUCAAGCAAUCAAAGAUAGACAAUUAUAGACAAAAGAAGUGCCAGUCCUGAAAGUGAAAGGCAUGCGCAGGUGAUGUCCCGCUGUGUGUAUUUCUUGUCUUAGUCUGAUCUCCAUUUUAUGGGGAAACCUUGCUAGGCUUUGCAGGCUUAACAGGUGUGUCUCACGGGGGGGGAAAAGUCAUCUGUUUUCAUUUUUUUCUUUUUGGAAUGGGGUCAGUCUGGGUCCUUCAGUGUGUUGUCUGGUUUCAGGGUCGGAGGUGGGUAUGCCAACUGGUUGGCAAGCCGGCUCCCAAAAAGACAGGCCCUACUCCGCACUUUCUGUAUCUUUUUGUUUCACAUUUGCAUCGCAAACUCUGAGCACCCACUUUUGCAUUACCUCUUGCACUAUUUUUUUUUUUUGGCCAUCUUUUAAACAAACCACCUAAGAAAAGCAAAGGGAAAAUAUUCUGCGGCCUUCAAACAAUUUUUUAAAUGAAUUAGGCAAAUGGUUGUUAACUUUUUUUUUUAAUUUGAAGAAAGAAAUAUAUAUGUACACAUUUCUGUCAUCUGAUUUUGGACUUAUUACAUUUUAUUUUUCAUGUUUCAGUCUUUAAUCAUACAGUUGCCUAUUUAAAUGAUGAAGAAUAGAUUUCAAACAAAAUUUACUCUGCCACUUCAAUAAUGGGUGCUUUAUAUAUACAUAUAUAUAUAUAUAUAUAUAUUUUGUCAGAUUAACAGUUAAUCUAAUUUGAUUGACAAUGUCUAGUUCUUCUUGGAUAACACUGAAAUUGUAUGCGCUUUGCUGCACUUAACAAAACUUAAGAUUUCUUUAUUAUUGUGCUAUACCAAUGCUGUCAUGUUGUGCCACUUGAGUAGUCCUCUUUGACCACCCUGAGCCAAACUCAGCUCAGCUUUUGUGCGUUGUACGGGGUUCACAGGGCAAACAAGAUGUACUGUAGCUUUACUAACCAGAUGCUUAAAGUUCCCUCCUGCUGCUGCUGCAACACAGAGAGCUACCACUAAAAAACUGCAUCUGUCUGUUCUUCUUCAUUUAAAAACCUGGCUGCUACUUCCACUUCACAGUGCUGGUUGUCUAAUACUACUGACCUUAAUCAUAACCACUUCAAGCACACUUCUCACUGAUUUGUUCUCUAUUAAAGUCAUAACGGAAGGCUGACACCCCCUGUAGUGUUUGAAUUGUAACCUUGGGAACAGACAGGGAGCAACCACCUUCCUGUCUCAGCAUAGUUGACAGCAGACCUCAUGUAUUUUGGCCUGGUUGGGUCAAUGUUGUGUGUAUGGACCUGGAUAAUGUGAUGAAAACAUCAUGAACUUGCUUUAGUAUACAGUGCCUUCCACAGGGCAGGUUCUCUCUGCACACAGAACACAUUUACAGAUCUCUCUUGAGAGCUAAAAUUAUAACAAACUGUGUUGUGUUUGCAAUAAUUGACUUCCAGCUUUUUUUUUUAAUCAUGCAGUUAUAUGCCUCCCUCUUCUUUUCCUUUCUAUGGUGUUGUGUUUUGUUUACCUGAAACAAUCAUCACUACUUCCUGAAGUUAUUUUCCCUUUUUUAUUUUACUGACCGCUUCAAAUUGGACCUGGAUCUCAUGGUUGCAACUGUGACUUUGCUUGCUUUAUUAUUUGAAACUGGAACUAUAACUGUAAAGUCAGAGGGAAUCUGUUUAGUGACUGAAUGCCCUGCAAGGCAAAGUUGGUAGGAUGAGCAUAACUGACAAGCAGAUGACUUUUUUUUUAAACAUCUGGCACAUUUGAAAACAACUGAAAUGUGGAUUGAUUCGGUGCUGGAUGUAGGGCACCCUCCUUGCAUGAACUGGUCAGUUUUAGACAUUUGUUAUAUUCAGCAUGGGCAGAUGCUUGCACUUCACAUGGAGGGUGUCUAACAUCGUGAUCAGCAGGUUGCACGCAGUGUGGAUAUUAAGAUAUUUUGUGGUGGGAGAAGCUUUGCCUUGUGAACAAGCUCUGCUUUAUUUACACAGCCUGUUUGUACGUCAUGUUUUUUGCCUUAGGGUCAUUUGAUUUGCCCUGAUGUGUAAUGCCAAUGCAUCACUGAUCGGGAACUGGCACUCAAAAUGUUACUUAAUAAUCACCCAGAAUAACACAAUCACACAAUGUUAAAAAAAAUGACAGAAUCAGCUUGUUAGGAGUAUGGUUUCCUUUGAGUACUGGAAUACUGUAAGGAACUAAAUAAUGAAUGUAUAGUAGACAAGGGAGGGGGGGGGGGGGUAGCAUUUAAACAGCACUUACUGUAUAAGCUUGUCUCAGUUGAGUGUUGUGGUAUAGAGCAGCAAUUCUCAGUGUUGGUCCUCACUCUUAAUCCUGGUCCUCAGGCCCUAGAUGAUUGUUUUUUUAAGUCUUACUUUCUGGCUUUCCCAGGUGUAACCCUGACUUGAGGGCCAGAAUGAAAACCAGCAGGGUUAUGGCACUGAGGACCACUGGUAUAAAGUGUGAGAGGACUACCAUUGUUAGGAUCCUAUACCUUUCAAGCUCCAACAUAAUACAAAUAUGUACUCUUACUGUAUGGGGUGACCCUUCCCUUCCUUCCCCAUGUGGGCCAUUGCAACAUCAACACCUCCCUGAAGCACAAAGUCCAGUGCACAGCUUAGAUCUUCUUGGCUUUUAUCUGGAUUUGUGUACUUGACAAAAGUAGACAAAGGACUUGGUUGGAUGAGCACAGAGAAUAUGGUUCUUAAACUGGGGGAUAAUAAAUGAAACAUGCAU